AUGGCAGAGGAAAGACAAAUGAAGAAAGAAGAUGAACUAACUCUCUCUCUUCCCAGAGAGAGGGGUUGGAGAGUCCCUGAUCUCUAUCUAUUCCAACAAUUUUGGUGCCCUUCAAUUUUCAUAAAAGGGGUAAACAUUCUUCAGAAACAGUUUGAAGCAAAAGACAGUGAUAUCAUUGUUGCAAGUUUUCCAAAAUCAGGUACUACAUGGUUGAAAGCCAUUGCUUUCGCCAUUGUGAAUCGCCAAUACUUCUCCAUUCAUAACCAUCCAUUGCUUACUUCAAAUCCUCAUCAACUUGUGCCUUUCGUUGAACUGAUGCAUUUUCCUGAUACUCAUUUCCCAACAACUGAGCCAAGACUUUUUGGAACUCACAUUCCAUUCCCUUCAUUGUCUGAGUCGAUCACAGAGUGUGAUAGUAAGAUAAUUUAUAUUUGCAGGAACCCUUUUGACACUUUCAUUUCAGCAUGGGAUUACUUUGAUAAAAUUAAGGACCACUCUUUGUCUGCAUUAACAAUGGAUGAAGCUUUUGAAAUGUAUUGCAAUGGGAUAAUUGAGUUUGGUCCAUGGUGGAGUCAUAUGCUAGGUUACUGGAAUGAGAGCAUAGUUAGACCUAACAAAGUUCUGUUCUUAAAAUAUGAAGAUCUUAAAGAGAAUGUUAACUUCUGUGUGAAAAGAGUUGCAGAGUUUUUAGGGUUUCCUUUCACUCAAGAAGAAGAAGGCAAUGGAGUGGUUGAAAGCAUAAUCAAGUUAUGUAGCUUUGAGAAGAUGAAGGGUUUGGAAGUGAAUAAAUCUGGAAUGUUGUUCAAAGUCCUUGAGAAUAAGCACUUCUUUCGGAAAGGAGAAAUCGGAGACUGGGUGAAUUAUUUUUCUCCUUCAAUGACAGAAAAACUAUCGAAAAUGGUGGAAGAAAAAUUAAGUGGAUCUGGUUUAUCAUUUGAAAUAAUGCACUCAUGA
This is a messenger RNA of Vigna unguiculata (cowpea), 954 nucleotides long. RefSeq names its product cytosolic sulfotransferase 15 pseudogene. The record is from RefSeq and is a predicted model, not a curated record. Lineage: Eukaryota; Viridiplantae; Streptophyta; Magnoliopsida; Fabales; Fabaceae.